ACGAAUCACGAAUGUUUAAACAAAGAGGGUGAAGAGUAAUCUGUUGUUGGAUUUUGCCUUUUAGGUUUUCAUAUUUAAAUAUAUGUUAAGCAAAAGCAUGCUCAGAAAGUUAUGAGACUGUGAUAGAUUUUUAUUUUCUUGUUAGAUUUCCCUGAAAAAGCAAAAGAGGGGGAAUCUUGGAGUCUUGCAACUUGUUUUUCAUUUCCUUAUUAAGAAAUAUCUCUAAAUGUGUUUUCUAUAAAGAGAAACUUGAUUUCCCUUAGAGUCAAAUUCAUAUUCAUAUUUAUAUAUAGAACUUAUCUCAAAAGAUAACCAUUUGAUAAUCUCAGAAGCUUGUUUCAAUGGAAUUCCAUGUCAGACUUAUGAAUAUUCUGCUAACUUAAGCAUAUUUUCUUUCUUAUCGUUUAUAUUCUCUGCACUAUGACUCAUCUUCGUACCUUUUAAGUUUAAACCUCUGUUUGAUUCAAGAUCAUCUUACUCACUGUUGCUUGAUAUUUUCAUCAUCUGGUGUAAUUAAAGAAUGGGACAUUUUUCGUCCAUGUUUAGUGGAUUAGCUCGAUCCUUUUCGAUCAAGAAAGUGAAGAACAACAAUGGAACUUGCGACGCUAAGCAAGCUGCUGAUGAGAUGGUGAAAGAUGCAAAAAAAAAGGAGAUGAUUCUGAAAUCAUGUGGUUACGUUUAUGCAGAAGGUUCUAAUAACUCGGCCUCUGUUUUCUCUAAACGCGGCCAAAAAGGCGUUAACCAGGACUGUGCAAUCGUUUGGGAGGGAUUUGGGUGCCAAGAAGACAUGAUAUUCUGCGGAAUAUUCGAUGGACAUGGUCCAUGGGGUCACUAUGUAGCCAAACAUGUAAGAAACUCAAUGCCUUCGUCGCUUCUAUGCAACUGGCAAAAGACUCUUGCUCAAACCGCACUACUAGAGCCCGAGCUAGACCUUGAAGGCUCCAAUAAAAAAUUCUCGAGAUUCGACAUAUGGAAACAUUCAUAUCUAAAGACAUGUGCAUCGGUUGAUCAAGAGCUUGAACAUCACCGCAAGAUCGAUUCUUACAACAGCGGCACAACCGCUAUAACCAUUGUCAGACAGGGUGAUGUUAUUUAUGUAUCAAACGUAGGCGAUUCACGAGCAGUACUAGCCACGACUUCGGAUGAAGGUAGCUUGGUUGCUGUUCAGCUCACCCUUGAUUUCAAACCGAAUCUGCCUCAGGAGAAGGAGAGAAUUAUCGGAUGCAAUGGGCGGGUUUUCUGUAUGAAAGAUGAGCCAGGAGUCCAUCGUGUAUGGCAACCAGACACAGAAGCACCGGGUUUGGCUAUGUCAAGAGCGUUCGGAGACUAUUGUAUCAAAGAGUAUGGAUUGGUCUCGGUCCCUGAAGUCACUCAAAGGCAUAUCUCUGCUAAAGACCACUUUAUCAUCUUGGCUAGUGAUGGGAUAUGGGAUGUGAUCACAAACCAAGAAGCUAUAGAGAUCGUUUCUUCGACCGCUGAGCGGCCUAAGGCGGCUAAGCGAUUAGUGGAGCAAGCGGUUCGGGCUUGGAAGAAGAAGAGACGAGGUAUUGCAAUGGACGAUAUGUCCGUGGUCUGCCUCUUCCUCCAUUCCUCUUCAUCAUCGCCAUCUCUCUCACAACAUGUUCAACAUGCCACGACUUUUAAGUAGAAAGUUGCGUUUGUAAAUAGAUCAGCGAUAGCUCUCCGUUUGUAACCUUGAUUUUGAAAUUCGAAAUGCAGUUUUUUUGUCGCAGCCAUCA
Molecule: messenger RNA, 1739 nt
Organism: Brassica rapa (field mustard)
Lineage: Eukaryota; Viridiplantae; Streptophyta; Magnoliopsida; Brassicales; Brassicaceae
Product: probable protein phosphatase 2C 73
Biological process (GO): protein dephosphorylation
Molecular function (GO): protein serine/threonine phosphatase activity
Source: RefSeq, a predicted model, not a curated record